Molecule: messenger RNA, 1401 nt
Organism: Lachancea lanzarotensis
Lineage: Eukaryota; Fungi; Ascomycota; Saccharomycetes; Saccharomycetales; Saccharomycetaceae
Gene: BFR1
Product: LALA0S10e02366g1_1
Exons: 1
Coding region: 1-1401 (466 amino acids)
Biological process (GO): intracellular mRNA localization
Cellular component (GO): nuclear outer membrane-endoplasmic reticulum membrane network; endoplasmic reticulum; ribonucleoprotein complex
Molecular function (GO): mRNA binding
Source: RefSeq, a predicted model, not a curated record
AUGUCGAGCGACGGGCCUGUUAAGAGAUCCAGCAACAUCAAGAGACCCGAUGUGGGCGCCAGAGACAAGAAAUUGGACGUUUUGAAAGCCCAAUUGAAGAAGAUCGACACUGAGGUUCAAGCGAUCAGAAAGCAGAUCGAUGGGCAACAGGUAGGCGGAAGUGCUGUGGACCAGAAACAGGGACUCCAAAACGAGUUGCGUAGCUUCAUCAAGACGCAAAGCGAUCUCAAAUCCCGCAGACAAACGAUUCACGAUCAGAUCAAAAAUUUGGACAACGAAUUGAAGCGUAAAAAGGAUCAAAUUGCCACCAGAACCGGCGGUAAAGCUCAGUUCCAAUCGACAGAAGAUAUCGCUGCCCGCAAACGCACCAUUGACUCGGAAAUCUCGUCAGGGGAGCUUUCGUUGGUGGAAGAAAAAUUGAUGAUCAAAGAACUUCAAUCUCUUAACAAGCUACAGCGUGACUUGCAGGCCAUUGAGCCCGUGCGUAAGUCCAUGGAAAACGACAGAGCCUCGAUCGCUGCUUUAAAGCAGGAACUCAACGAACUGAACCCUAAGGAAGUGUCCAACAAGUUCGAGGCCACGCAGUCGAAGUUAAACGAGAUUCAGUCCAAAAAUCAAACCGUCUAUGACAAGCGCCAAGCCUUGUUCACCAAACGUUCCGCUCUGUACAAGAAGCGUGACGAAGUGUACUCUCAAAUCACCCAGAUUCGCGCGGACUUUGACAACGAGUUCAAGUCAUUCAAGCAGAAACUCGACAAAGAACGUUUGAAGCGUGAAGAGGACCAGAAAUUGUCCAAGCUGCUAGAAGAGAAAGACGCAGCCGCCGGUAAGCUACAGGAGAAAUUACUGCACGCUCGUCUUCCAGCGUUCACGUAUGAGAUCGGUGCCAUCGAAAACGUGUUGUGCGUCUUGGACCCAACCUACGUUAAGCCCGCUAAGCGCACCCUUGAAGUUCCAGCCGAUUCUUCUGCUAACGCUCAGUCAGUGGCUAGAAAGGUGGAAGCUGAUGAUCUGGAGCCUAUCGUCAAGGAGGAAAAAGCUGACUUUUUCAGCGGUAGCGGCAGCAAGUCCAAGAAGAACAAGAAAAAACAAAACUCCUCCAACUCUUCUUCUUCUAACGGCAAGUUCUCUUUGGAGCCAACUUUGAUCGCUACUUUGGCCGAAUUGGAUGUCACUGUUCCAUUGAACAAGGAAGAAGUGCCAAAGGCCAUUGAGCAGCUAAACGCCAAAUACGAAGACUUUACUUCCAGACAAGAAGCUCAAACUGAAAAGAACAUCAAAGAAGCCGAAGCCCAGUUGGAGAAACUCAACUUGGAUUACGAUAAGAAGGAAGAAGCCGUUAAGGCCGAACUUGAGCAAAAGAGAGCCAAAGAACAAGAGGAACUCAAGGAAGAGAAUUAA